AUGACUGAUAAACCCAUUGAUUAUUCCAAGCAAGCUUGUCACUCUGAAGCUUGUGCAAUUCAAAAUUGUUUGCAACGCAGAGGCUAUGACGAAUCGAAAUGCACCGUUUACAUUGACCAGCUUUACGCGUGUUGUGCCAGUUUUUACAGACAACAACAAGACGAAUAUCUUGCCAAACAAGCCACUAGCGACAAUGAUGACAAUCCAUUUGCCAUUGGUGGGUCUGGGAAAAGCUGUGACAACCAGAAUAAUAAUAAUAAUAAUAUUGUGGUGGCUGAAGAAAGUACAGUUGGACCUGGAUUUACAUACAAAAGAACAGUUUCAUGUCCAGUACCAGCUUUGUUGCAACUCAAAAUCGCACAGAGACUUGCGGAUGCACAUGUAGAUGCGCGGCUUGCAGAUGUUGUAAAACAUAGCAAGGCCGGGCGUGAAGAGUAA
Molecule: messenger RNA, 438 nt
Organism: Magnusiomyces paraingens
Lineage: Eukaryota; Fungi; Ascomycota; Dipodascomycetes; Dipodascales; Dipodascaceae
Exons: 2
Coding region: 1-438 (145 amino acids)
Cellular component (GO): mitochondrial intermembrane space
Source: RefSeq, a predicted model, not a curated record